This is a messenger RNA of Bombus pascuorum, 2306 nucleotides long. Its product is annotated as female-specific protein transformer-like. The transcript has 9 exons. The record is from RefSeq and is a predicted model, not a curated record. Lineage: Eukaryota; Metazoa; Arthropoda; Insecta; Hymenoptera; Apidae. Bases 220 to 1479 code for a protein of 419 amino acids.
AGCACUUAUUUAUUUGCAGUUUGUGAGUUAUUAUAUUAGUGUAUGUGAAAUUUAUUUCUUCGCAUUUAACACGAUAACUUUACUAUUUACAUAAUUUUUAUAAUUUUAUUUGAUGUAUAUUGUUUGGAUUUUAACGUACAUAUUUGAAUCUUAAGUUAUCUUACCUUAAAAAUACUGCAGACUAGCCUAAUUGCAUAUGAAACUUUUCUUCUUUGGGAAAUGAAACGAAACGUGUCGAAUCAUUCUUAUCGUGAUGAAAAAUUGAGAUCAUCACGCAGUGAAAAUUAUGAGAUUGGUUUACGAAAAACAGAUGAAGAAAGAUUACGACGUAGGCGCGAAUGGAUUAUAGAACAACAAAAACUACGAGAACAUGAAGAGUUGAAGAAGAAGAAGAUCUUAGAAUAUGAAAUAUGUCGUGCUUUCGAGAAAGGUUUACCACUGCCCAAAGGAACAUUUUCACAUCUCAGUUGCAAUAAGAGUAAAAGUAAAUCCCCAAGAAAUCGACACAGAACUGUUGUUACAUCAAGUACAUCUAAUACAUUUAUAUUAUCUGAAAAAUUAGAACCAUCAGAUGGUACAACACAUUUAUUUAAAGGGCCAGAAGGCAUACAAGUUGAUGCUGCGGAACUACGAAAUAUCAAAGUAUAUAUUCGCGGAAAUUCAUUCACAGAAGAUAUUCACAGAAAUGUACCAGACGAAGCAACUGAUAACCUACAACGAGAUAUUAUCAAUUUUGAAGAUAUUGUAGUCAAAAGAAGAGAGGGAGAGGGAUCCAAAUCUAUAUUUGAGAGAGAAGAAAUAAAAAGUGCAACAGUUAAAACAGAAGAAAUUGUGGAACGUCAUACAGUUGUUGCUAAUAAUGAAAAUUUGGAAAACAAGUCGGAAGCGAUUAAAAAAUAUACUACCUCAAGAAGUCGAAGUCCUCGAUAUAGAUCGUCCCAUCAUACCAGGUAUAAAGAUUCAAAACAUAAUAACAAGGAUAGUUACAGAAAUGAUAGAGAAAGAAAUCACAGUAGAGGUAGAAGUAGAGAGUAUAAAGAAAGAGUCAGGUGCCAUAGUCAAUUGCACACUGCAGAGGAAGAGCAUCUGCAUGAAAGAAAAAGUCAUAGGGAUCAUUCACGUUCAAGGGAACGAAAACAAAGAGAUUCUCAUCAUAGGUCAUCUAAAGAUAAAAGAUCUUAUCGAGAAAAAUCAAGAGAACGGUCCCGAGAAAGAAGAGAAAGAGAUAGGUCUAGAGAACAUAGGAUACCUCCAUCACAUUAUAUUGAACAUAUCCCUGUUCCUGUUUAUUAUGAAGGUUUUCCUCCAAGACCAAUAAUGGUUGGACCUUUGGUUCCAAUUCAAAGACAAGUACCACCUUUAGGAGGAACUAGGUAUAUGAUGAGACCAUUAAGACCAUUUCCACCACGAUUUAUUCAGCCACAUAUAUAUAGAUUUUGUCCACUUCCAAAUCCUAGAUUUAGCUCAACGUAUGGAUAAUUUAUGAUGAAUGGAAAAUUGCCACAUUAAGUGUCAGACAUUUUACAAAAAUUAAAAAUUCUUCGAAGUAUCAUAGUAAAGUAGAUUAUCUUUAACACGUUCAUCGCCCAGCGUGAUUCUCCUGUUUCCUGCGGGGCCCAAAUCCGACCGCUGGUACGCAGAACCUAAAUAGAGCGACAAGCGGGAGUUCAUUGUUUAUUGCCUUCGAUUCAUUGUAAAGAAACGAUUAUUUAGUUCUGAAAUGGAGAAAGCGAUAAGCUUUACAGCUAGAGUAUUUCGAGGGAUCUUAUGGCAGAUAUCUCAGAUCUUUCAUUUAGUCAAGAAGCAUACUUAUGAGACGUAUAUCAGUGAUUUUUUCAUCCUCAAAAUGUUCAGUAAACAGUAUGAAAAUAUAUUUGAAAGUGAGGAGAGUAGUGAUGACGGAGUCUAUAACUAUUGUUUGAAGUGCCUAAAAUCAUCCCAAAUGUGUUUGGAAUAUUUUAACAAAUGCCAUGCGAUAUAGAAUAAUGUAAUAUAUUAUCCAGAAUAUAAAUUAGUAAAAAGUAUGCUAUAUGUAACAUCCUAUAUUUAAUUAACUCGAACAAGAACAGCGUCACCCACACUUUGGUGACGGGGCCCCCACGGAAGUAUACCCGUCACAUAGAUAUGCAUGAUGUGGCGACGAACGUGUUAAUAUUAUUUCCAAAAUCUUAAAAUUUUUUUAUAUUUGAUGUAUUUGUAUGUGAAACUUGCUUAUAUGAUUUUAGAUGGUAAUAAUAAUAUUGUGUUCAAAUUGUAUUAAUUGAUAAUGGAUUGUGUAUUAUUAAAUUUAAAAAAUAUGUUAUGUA